CUCGUCCCCUGCUGUCUCUUUAAGAGGCAUCGACGUCGCAGUGGGCGCACUCGAUAUGAGCCCUUCAUGGCUGCAGGAUGCGCUCGGAUCCGCAUCAGCUGCUGCGUCUUCUCGCCACGCUGCCAGCGACGCACCAGCCGCAGCCUCGGUAUAGUUGUCGUCGUCCCCGUGAGCGGCACGCUCGGGUCCGAGGCUUCUGACACGAGUCUAGCUGGAAGGACUCCGAGCCUCCUUUACUAGAGGCAGCAUGUCCUUAACGCUCACCCCAAGCAGGAAACCUUCAUCAGGUCAGCACAGGCGCUCUGCAGGAGCGAGUGGUAGCAGCGGACGAUGCAACCCUAGUGACAUGUCCAGCACCAGCAACUACUCGCUGAAGGUCAAGGCGACAGAGGGAAGCCUCACGCCUCGGAUGUAUCCUAGUACGCCGAGGCGUCAGGCAAAGCAUACGGUGUGUAGCGACAACCAUGGGAUCAGGCCUCCCGCCCCAGAGCAAUACCUCACUCCCCUGCAGCAGAAAGAAGUGUGCAUACGUCAUCUGCGAGCCAGACUGAGGGACAACGUGGAGCGAUUACAUCACAGGGACUACGAAAUAGAUGAGUUGAGGACUCAGCUAUACAGGAUGCAGGAAGACUGGAUUGAAGAAGAAUGCCACCGCGUGGAGGCCCAGUUGGCCCUCAAAGAAGCCCGCAAGGAAAUUCAGCACCUGCAAGAAGUGGUGGAGUCUGUCAGGUCCAAUCUGGGUAAGCAAGACCACGACCAUAAGCCAUGCAUGAGGUCACAGGACCCGAGGCCCAGCGGGAGGUCUCGCUCCUGCGGCUGCUCCCCCGCCAGCACUUUGACCCGAAGCAGACACCUGAGCGCCGAGGCCGCGCCGACCGAGUCGAACCGAUCGUCAUGCCACCUGCUGCUGGAGGCCGGACUCCUCACGGAGCGCACGCCGCGGCGAGACCGCGCCGAAGGGACUGCGCUGCCCUACGCCGCGUGUGACCGGCUGUGCCGAGGGGGCGCGGUAUCCGUCUCGCACUCCUGCCACUCUCUGUCCGGAAGCUGCUACCUCCCUCAUCAUCACUUGUUCCUGCACUUACCUCAGGAGGAGCCCCCGGAAACUAUUGCCUCGGCUUCGACGGCACCCGCCGAUCCUGUCCCGAGUGCUCCGGCUAGGAGAAAGCCAGAAGUACGCUCGCAGGCCUGCAGCCCGACCAUGACUUGGCGGUCACGUGAGGACAGCGGCCCAGAGGAGCUGAGCGUCAUUUCCGUGCCGUCGGCGGACACGAGCCCCGCGGAUCCCUUCGUCACUCCGACGACUUUGCUUCCUCUGUCUCCUCCAGAGAUCCCCCACGUGCGCCAACCCCACUCCGCGGCCCCCCACAGGCAGGAAGCAGCCAUCUUGGAGACAGAGGAGGACUGCAAAGAUGAAGGGGGAAAUGAUGAUGCGCCUCAGAGGUGCCACUGGAGCCCUUACUUCCUGGUGGAUCUGUUGGCCUUGGCUGCGCCGGUGGUUCCGACUGUGGCGUGGCUGUGUCGCGGAUCACCUCAGGAUAUUGCGCCCGUCUAUCACAUCGGCUCCUUGCUGAGAGGUUGCUGUGCCGUGGCCUUGCAUUCGCUCCGUCGGAGAGGCGGCGGGCCGGGACGCGGACGAGCCAGCGUGAGUGGAACGCCCAUCUGACUUGGAAUCUCAACUGUCCAGGCUUUCUCAAACUUAACACGCUUUUGGCAUGGGCUGCUCUUGUCACAUUUAGUAGCUUCAAAGAAUAUGUCAGAGAAUUGGUGUGAAUUUAUGGGGGGUUACUUAUUUGCACACAGAGAAAAAUCAUUCUCAAAGAUAAAAGUGGACCCCCGCUAUUUACAGGAGAGAGCGAUUGCAACUCAAAACACUCAUCUUUUCCCCAUUGUAAUGAAUGGAAAUGCAAUUACAUUCCAGCCUCCUCUCCUCAAAACCGAUUUUCUUCCAGAAUUGACUUGACUUCCAGAAUGUUUUUUUUUAUAUAUCCAGAAACAUAAUAUAAUAUUGUCCAUCCAUACAGUUUGCCGCCCAAAGACUGAUUUAGCACGCCUGUGACCCUCAUGAGGGUCACAGGCGUGCUAAAUCUCAGACAAUAUUUUUCCAUAGAUGUUGAGAUUGACAAAGGGUGGUCAUGGUCACCCCUGGCAACCACAUAGCUCCGCCCCUGGGUCCAAGCAAAAUGCUAUUCAAGCAAAUUGCUGGAGUGCUCCAGUUCAGUUGUAUUGAACUUAUGUACAAUACAUUUGCAUCUAAUCUUUCAGAAUGGUUUGUUUUCAACCAUUAAGGUAUAAUGUUUAUUACACUUUUCUGUUCUACUAUGUAUAUUUUUCAUUCUCAUAGUAUAGUUUUUGUAAUUUUAUUUUACAGUAUUUACUUAGCUGAUGUUUUACUGUUUUGAGAAUUUUUUUCCCAUAAGAUUUUGGGUGAACUCAAAAUUGUGUGACUUUUUCGGACUCUACUGUGCGCUUUGUCCUGUCUACAAUUUUAUUUGUGCAAGAAAAUCAGAUUUUUUCAAUUUCAGUUUAGUGGAAACAUUUUCUCCCCAGACGUACGUAGUUUAUGAUCCCCUAAAUAGACAAAUCAUCACUUGUCAUGUACAGUAUUUUCUUUUCAAGAGCAUUUCCUGCGGGAACAUUUCUUUAUAAAUAUUUAAUAGCUUGCAUAAUAAAAAACUUUACAGGGACUUAACAGUGGCAACAAAGCAUAGGAGGAGCUAACUUGUCAUUUUCCAUGGAAAUACUUGACCAACGUGUGUGUGGACUGAAGGUUAUACAAGGUCAUGUUGUGAUCCGUGAAUGUAUGAAUGCAAAAGGCUUUGUCUAAGGAUUUUUAAGAUAAUGUUUUGGGUCUAUUUUUGAACUUUGUAUAUAUAAAGAAAGUGCGAAUGUGUUAACAUAGGACAAGAGAAGACAGAGUGAGGUAAAGUUCCUGCUGAAUUAGCAAAUCCUAAGCACGUAAUAAAAUAUGUACAAUAACUAGUUUGAACCUUAUGCAAAGAAAUAUAUAUUUUUGUUUUCAGGGGUAGUUUGCUAGCUCAAUUCAACUUAAAGGUUGGAUCUGCACGUUGCACAAAAACAGAAUCUUUUUUUGGUUGAAAUAUAAAUGUACUGUAUAUCUUUAACUUGCAAGGGUACGAUUGCUCCUUAAAUCUGAUCUGUCCUAUUCCUACAAAGCAAUGAGACGCUUGUACAGACUGUACUCUUUUAUUGUCAAGAGUAAGAAAGAGAAUGUAACAUCCACAGCUUGUAACACACAACUCCUUAAAAUAAACGCAAUCACAAAUUGCAAGGUGCCUCGUGGGUAAGUUUUCAUGCAACAAACCUUUUGCCACAAACGUUUUUCGGGGGGCAGGGGUACAUUUUCCCCACAUAAAUUUUUUUUUUUUUUUUUUUUAGAGCAAACCAAGACAAAAAGCGUCCAACUGUGAGUGUCUGAGCGCUAAAAUCAUCGUGCUCUCAUAAAUAAAUGUCGCUGGCAAAAAUUGUGGAGAGCUGUAGGCAACUCUGUUUGUGUGCUUGAUUUGAGGAUGUCAAGUGAUGAGACGUCCUUGUGUCAUGUCGCCGGUUAACUAAGUGCCAUGGCCACUCGUAAAACAGCUGCACGUCAAAACAAUUCCUUUUGAAAAAACACAUUAAGACCAGUGUUGUAGAAAGGCCACACGAGGAAUGAAACUGAUUCAGAAC
This is a messenger RNA of Syngnathus acus (greater pipefish), 3687 nucleotides long. It is a transcript of the gene snpha, whose product is annotated as syntaphilin. Gene Ontology annotation, cellular component: cytoplasmic microtubule; mitochondrion. Bases 248 to 1666 code for a protein of 472 amino acids. The transcript has 5 exons. Lineage: Eukaryota; Metazoa; Chordata; Actinopteri; Syngnathiformes; Syngnathidae. The record is from RefSeq and is a predicted model, not a curated record. Gene Ontology annotation, biological process: neuron differentiation.